Molecule: messenger RNA, 2842 nt
Organism: Pistacia vera
Lineage: Eukaryota; Viridiplantae; Streptophyta; Magnoliopsida; Sapindales; Anacardiaceae
Product: gamma-tubulin complex component 4-like
Exons: 16
Coding region: 82-2328 (748 amino acids)
Biological process (GO): mitotic cell cycle; microtubule nucleation; spindle assembly
Cellular component (GO): centrosome; spindle pole; gamma-tubulin complex
Molecular function (GO): microtubule minus-end binding; gamma-tubulin binding
Source: RefSeq, a predicted model, not a curated record
AUGAAUUCAAACUUGGUCCACCAGAUGAUCUCAACGUAUCAGUAACAACUGCGCGGAUCCAAGAGUGUAAAAUGUUGUAAAAUGUUGCACGAGCUCUUACUGGCUCUCUUGGGUUACACCGGAGAUCUCAUAAUCGACGAGCGAGAGCAUCAAACCUCUAUUGGCAUUCGUUUAUCUCCCGAUGCUCCUAUCUCUGAGGAACCCACCUUUAAGCUCGCUCCUGAUAUCUCAUUCAUUGAACCCAGCGAACGAGACCUUAUUGAGAAAAUCAUCACCUUAGGAUUUUACUAUAGAGAGCUUGAUCGAUUUGCAACAAAUUCUAGGAAUUUAAGUUGGAUAAGGUCUGCCAAUGUAUCACCCUUGGAAAGGGCUGCUGAAUUGUCAAAAGGCAAAGCAGGAAAUCCUAGUGUGUACCGAAGGGCCAUCGCUAAUGGCAUUGUCGAGAUACUGUCGGUGUACAGGUCUGCUGUUCUUCACAUUGAGCAAAGACUGUUGUCCGACACUAUGCCCAUUUUGGCAACUGUAACUCAAGGCCUCAACAAGUUUUUUGUCCUUCUGCCGCCUCUAUAUGAGCUUGUUCUAGAGAUUGAGCGUGAUGAUAUCUGUGGAGGACAACUGCUUAACCUUUUACACAAGCGGUGUCACUGUGGGGUGCCUGAACUGCAGGCAUGCAUUCAGAGGCUUCUUUGGCAUGGCCAUCAAGUCAUGUAUAACCAACUAGCUUCAUGGAUGGUUUAUGGGAUUCUUCAGGACCAGCAUGGUGAAUUUUUCAUUAGAAGGCAGGAAGACAGAGAUGUAGAGCAUGGUGCAUCUCACUCAGAUAUUUCUGAAAAGUUGGUGCGCUUGUCUACUGAUGAUACAUCUUUAACAGAUUGGCACCUAGGAUUUCAUAUUUUUCUGGAUAUGCUGCCUGAACAUAUCCAUAUGCGUGUUGCAGAAUCAAUUCUUUUUGCUGGUAAAGCGGUCAGGGUUCUCCGGAAUCCAAGUGCUGCCUUUCGGUUUCAGGAUCAGCAGUUAACAAGAGGCUCUCAGAAAGUUCAGGGAUUUACAGGACGCUUUCUUUUUCAGAAGGAGCCUUUCCAAGAUAUGAAACUCAUUGGAGAAGAAUUGCUUCCACAGUCCGAGGCUGAUAAGAUUGAAGCUAUGCUUCAAGACCUUAAGGAAUCAUCAGAGUUUCACAAAAGAUCAUUUGAAUGUGCUGUCGACUCUAUACGGGCUAUUGCAGCCAGUCAUCUUUGGCAGCUUGUGGUUGUGCGUGCUGACUUGAAUGGCCACCUGAAGGCCUUAAAAGACUAUUUUCUUUUAGCAAAAGGAGAUUUCUUCCAGUGUUUCCUUGAGGAGAGUCGACAGUUGAUGCGUUUACCACCUCGUCAGUCAACUGCUGAAGCUGAUCUUAUGGUCCCAUUUCAGCUUGCAGCAAUAAAGACUAUUGGUGAAGAAGACAAAUACUUUUCUAGAGUAUCCUUGCGUAUGCCAUCAUUUGGAAUCACAGUUAAAUCCUCUCAAGUAGAUAUACCAAAGGCAAAAGCUUAUAUGGACGGAAAGUCUGGCACUGCACUAUCAAAUGCUGCUUCAGAGAUUUCUCUUGAUGGCUGGGAUGGAAUUGCUCUUGAAUAUUCCGUGGAUUGGCCCUUACAUUUGUUCUUUACCCAAGAAGUGCUCUCUAAGUACUGUAGGGUCUUCCAAUAUUUGCUGCGGCUCAAGCGAACCCAAAUGGAAUUGGAAAAAUCCUGGGCCUCUGUAAUGCAUCAAGAUCACACAGAUUUUGCCCAACAUCGCAAUGACCGUUUAAACUAUUCAAUAACUCAACAGCGACGGCAGCGCUUUAGACCAAUGUGGCGUGUUAGAGAGCAUAUGGCAUUUUUGAUAAGAAAUCUGCAAUUUUACAUCCAGGUUGAUGUGAUAGAAUCUCAAUGGAAUGUUCUGCAAGCUCAUAUUCAAGAUUCUCGUGACUUUACUGAACUUGUAGGCUUUCAUCAAGAGUAUUUAUCAGCAUUAAUUUCUCAGUCUUUCCUGGACAUUGGCUCAGUGUCAAGGAUACUGGAUAGCAUAAUGAAACUUUGCCUCCAAUUCUGCUGGAACCUUGAGAAUCAAGAAAGCAGUGCUAAUACAUCUGAACUAGAACAUAUUACUGAGGAAUUUAACAAGAAAUCAAACUCUUUGUAUACUAUAUUACGGAGUAGCAGGCUUGCUGGGAGUCAAAGAGCCCCAUUCUUGAGGCGAUUUCUUUUACGCCUAAACUUCAAUUCCUUCUUUGAGGCAACUGCAAGAGGAGUGCUGAAUGUUGUUAGACCACGUCCAGCAGUUACUGUUUUAAAUCAACAAUAGCGUUAAAUUGUUUUACCAUGUGAAUGUGAGGGCUGUUGUAUGAUUAAUGUUUGUUUGUUGGAGGAAGAGGGAAAUAUGUAUGUUAAUGGUAGUUUGAGACAUAUUCCAGGCAGCCAUCCGUUCUGGAUAGUUAGGUGGUGAUCACCGCUUGAACAAAAUGUCUAUUUGCAGCUUGAGAAUUAUAAGUAGGCAUUCUGGUUAGGUGAUUGUUUGGUUAGAUGGCUUGAAGUUGUGGGUCCCUUGAAAGUUAGAUGGUAAUUUGGGUAGAUAGGUUUGACGGUGCAGUUUGGUUUCAGACUGUUGACUCAACGGUGAAUCAUCCCAUGUGGUUAGCUAGCGCUUGCUCUUCGUCUGUAGCUUAAGCUUGUGGUUGUGGGUCUGCUUUGAAGCUUUGGCCUAUUAAUUAAGAAGGGGCUUUGGUUGCUGCCCCAUUCUCAAUUUAUCUUGGGAUGAAUAAUUUUCUUUAUAAAAAUGUGAUUUUUAUGUGUUUAAAAUGAGUUUUGGUGAUUAGCAU